CAAUUGGUCGACAAGAAUACGUAACCUUUUUCUCUUUUUCUAAAACAGCAGUCAUGGCGGUGGGUAAAAAUAAGGGUCUUUCGAAAGGAGGCAAAAAAGGUGUUAAGAAGAAGAUUGUGGAUCCUUUUACAAGAAAAGAUUGGUACGAUGUUAAAGCACCGUCAAUGUUUGCAACGAGGCAAGUUGGAAAAACUUUGGUUAACCGUACCCAAGGUACCAAAAUCGCAUCUGAAGGAUUAAAAUUCAGAGUAUUUGAAGUGUCUCUGGCUGAUUUGCAGAAUGACCAAGACGCUGAGAGGUCUUUCAGGAAGUUCCGUUUAAUCGCUGAAGAUGUUCAAGGUAGGAACGUAUUGACCAAUUUCCACGGUAUGGACUUGACCACGGACAAGUUAAGGUCUAUGGUCAAAAAGUGGCAGACUUUGAUUGAGGCUUCUGCUGACGUCAAGACAUCCGAUGGGUACCUGCUGAGGGUAUUCUGCAUCGGUUUCACCAAUAAGGACCAGCUUUCCCAGAGGAAGACGUGUUACGCACAACACACGCAGGUCAGGGCAAUCCGCAAGAAAAUGGUGGAGAUCAUCACCCGUGACAUUCAAGGCUCCGACUUGAAGGAAGUAGUCAACAAACUACUUCCCGAUAGUAUCGCGAAGGACAUAGAAAAGGCAUGCCAGGGCAUCUAUCCCCUCCACGACGUUUACAUUCGAAAAGUGAAGGUGCUCAAGAAGCCGCGGUUCGAACUAUCCAAACUGUUGGAAUUGCACGGGGACGGAGGCAAAGGGGGAUCCGGGGAUGCCGGCGGCGAGGCCGGUUCCAAGGUGGACCGACCGGAAGGAUAUGAGCCUCCCGUGCAGGAGUCAGUCUAAGUUUUGUUAUGUAUUAUAUAAAAACUGAAAAGAAAAUAAAUAGGGUUGUAUCUAUAAUAAA
Molecule: messenger RNA, 921 nt
Organism: Anoplophora glabripennis (Asian longhorned beetle)
Lineage: Eukaryota; Metazoa; Arthropoda; Insecta; Coleoptera; Cerambycidae
Gene: RpS3A
Product: 40S ribosomal protein S3a
Exons: 4
Coding region: 54-860 (268 amino acids)
Biological process (GO): translation
Cellular component (GO): ribosome; cytosol
Molecular function (GO): structural constituent of ribosome
Source: RefSeq, a predicted model, not a curated record